CUAGGCUAUCAGAGCUUUCUAAGGCUGAUUUGAUUCCUUUUAGCUAAGUUGAAAACCAUUAGCAGCACUACUCUUCAACGAGACAUUGUCCACGAGCCCGGACUUGAGAUUUGUAAAAGAUUGAGCAAUUAACAGUAGUCCACUUUUGCGUAUGGUCCGAUAGAGCUUUCCGACAAUAAAUGGAUUGGUAACUAAUGGUCCAUCUUUAACAUUUCAAAUUAGUGCAUUAUGUAAAUAAAUCUUUCUUGUACGUUGAUCCUUUAUUUGGAAUUUACAAAGAGACCUAAAAUGAGUAUGACUUCCCUGUUCUCAUCUUGUUAUAAAACUCAUAUGAAACUUAUAAAGGGAUGCAGUCGAGUUUUGAUUCACAGAGUCGCAAUCAAGUUAUAAAAUCAAGACACAGUUACAAAUUGGUCUAGCUGUAUCUUUUCUAAUAUGCUCUUUCUUAUGCAUUUAGAUAUGUACAAAGUAAUAAUGUGUGUUUCACUAUUAAACAUAAUCAAGCUUCUCAUACUUGUAUAACACCAUGUUUGUCAUCUAGUUCAAAUAUGCUCUUAUGCUUUUCCUAUCAUUAGGGGACAAUCAAAGUCGUAGCACUUAGACUAACAGGACUCUCCAAAGUGCACAAUUUCACAAGUGAAGAAUUUUCAAAGUUGCCCAAUCUGAAAUUCUUGGAAUUAGAGGGGGGGAACAUGGUAGGUGACUUUAAAAAUCUUCUCUCCAAGUUAAUAUGGCUCUCUUGGAGCAAUUGCCCUUCAGAAUUAAAUGCGACGAAUUUAUGUCUCAAGAAACUAGUUGUGCUCAAGCUUUCAGGAAGUAAAAUUACCGAAGAUUGGGCCGGAUGGGAGCCAUGCCUGGUGAGCGAGAACUUGAAAGUUAUACAAAUCACCAGCCGCGAAAGCUUGAAAAGGACUCCUGACUUCUCAAAAUGCUUGAGUUUGAAGAAAUUGGUUAUUGUGGGUUGUACAACCUCGCUAGUGGGUUCUGGCUCUCUCUCUAAACUAGAGCACCUCAAGUACUUGGAAAUCAUGUCUCAUGGUGAUCAGCUGAGAGAGAAUUGUGACCCUUUUGUGGUGCCUUUUGUAUUAAGUAGUCCAAAAUCCCUCUCAACGCUAAAAAUAGGUAGAAUGGCAGUUCGAGAACUUCAUCAAUCCGUUGAAGAGAUGAAGGGUUUGAAGUAUUUGUCUACUGUUGGUUGUCGUUUUCCUAGAACAUUUCUAGAUUGCAUCGGAAAAUUGAAAUCACUACUUGUAUUGAAAUUAGAAAACAUGGCAAUCACAAAAUUACCUUCUUCUAUUGGGAAUCUCAAAAGGUUGGAGAUUUUAUGUGUAGACAAGACUGUGAUAAAAGAACUACCAAGGGCCAUAGGGAUGUUGGAGAAUCUUAAAGAGUUGACAGCCCGAUUCUGCCAAAAUCUAGAGUGUGAUAUUCCAAGUGAAAUUGGGGGUCUAUCCUUUUUGAGGAUGUUAGACUUUAGAGGAAGCAAGAUUAGGAGAUUGCCCAUAACUAUGAAUCAGCUUGAUCAUCUCCAACAACUUUGUUUAGAUUCUUGUUAUGAAUUUGAACAGUUCCCCAAGCUCCCCAUGAGUUUGAAGGUGUUGAAUUUCGCAUCUCAUUUAUUGUGGAAUGCCCUUGACCUCUCAUACCUAACUAGCUUAGUUAAUCUUUAUAUAGAUUACGAGGCUCCUUGGUUGUUAAAAUUCAGAUACGGAGCUCCAAAGAUAAAGUGGAUUGAGGAGUUAUCUAAUUUGGAGAGUUUGAAGCUCGUCAUGAGAAAUGUCACAUUUUCUCCAGUUAAUUUGGCUACUCUUUCUCGGCUUCGUAAUCUUGAGAUUACUUGUGUUGACUAUCGUUCCGUGGUGGGGCUUCCGUCCAGUCUUGAGCAUUUGUCUCUAGUCCGUGCCAAGUCUGCAAUAGAAAGGCCUCUCACUUCCAACAGGUCAUAUUCGCGCUAUUCUGCUCUGGCGAUUUUUUUUUGGGAGGUUGUCUUUUAUGGUGUGCUUGGACACCGGCUAGUGAGUGUCAUGGGAAGGGAAGUGAGCAAUAAUGAAUUGCUUGAGAGGCGACACGUAUCAAGAUCAACGAGGGUCCAACAGUUGUCAGUAAGAGUUAGGAUCGAGGGUAAUGGAAAUGAAAUGGAUAACCUUUCUUGCACAGUUGUAAGAACUCUAUUCAACUUAUGCCGUUCUUCUGAUGGAAGAGGGACAUCUAAGCCUCUCGGAAACUGUAACCUCGCGGUGGCAGGAUUUUUGCACGUCAGGAAGUUCCAGACUGUGAACUCGUGCUCAGAGUUGUCAAUGCCAAGAUCAGUAGAAUCACUAUGCCUAAGUACUGGUAAUACAAGUUCAGAUUCUCAUAGGUUGAACCUGCCUGGAUUCGAUGAUAGAGAUGGACUUGCAACACUAUCGAAAACUCCUUCUACAGGUUGUGGUGUUAGCAGUGAAACUGCACUGGUGGUAAUCGAAAUAGCAUCUGUGGUCUUAAGCGUGCCUUUGAGCUUCAGAACAAGGUCUGCUUGUGCAGCCUUUUUGAGUCUUGGGCCAAGCCUCGGUCUAAACCGGGUCUCAGGGAUAGGCCUUGUAUACUCGGACAUAGCCUCUGGAAUACCCCCAACGUUUACCCACUUCGUCACCAAUUUCCCUCCUUUCCAACGAACGCUCAUCUUUGUUACUAUCCAGUUCUUGAUGGUGCCGAGAGUGCAGGAUGAGGUGCGAUUCCUCGUUUGCAGGGAUGGCCCACCAGAAGCGUGCAUUUAUCGGUGCAUCGUAAGGCAGGGAUAUAGGAACGCGAGGGACAGCUACAGCUUUGAGACACGGUUCAUGAGAGAAGUGAUGGAGUUCUUGGAAUCUGAUUCUGAAUACCACAACGAAGGAAUCACAGGUCACGGUGAUCGUGGUGGCCAGGUGACGAAGGAACUGAUUGAGGCAGAUGCAUCUGGUAGUGUAGUUUACAUGAUGGGCAACACAUGA
Messenger RNA from Eucalyptus grandis, 2969 nucleotides. RefSeq names its product protein SUPPRESSOR OF npr1-1, CONSTITUTIVE 1-like. The transcript is spliced from 6 exons. The record is from RefSeq and is a predicted model, not a curated record. NCBI's taxonomy places the organism in Eukaryota, Viridiplantae, Streptophyta, Magnoliopsida, Myrtales, Myrtaceae. The coding region runs from base 693 to 2969 and encodes 758 amino acids.